CUCUGCAUUCUAAAGAAUUGCUCUAGAACUCCUAGUGGGAAUUUCAUUCUUUUUUGUAUGAAGCACCGUAGGCCUGAAGAGAACCCAUCUGAGAAAACCCUGUGUCUUCAGUGUCAAUAUGGAUUUCUCAAAUUAUUCAAGGAUGGAGAAUCUUCAUUAGUGUUAAAUGCAUUGCCACCAACAUAUGAGAUGGCCUCAUCACAAAGGAAAGGACUACAGGCAAGAAUUCUCAGUUCUGAAGAAGAGGAGAAACUGAAAAGAGACCAAAUUUUGGUGUCUGAUUUUAAACAACAAAAACUGGAAAAAGAUGCUCAGAAGAACUGGGACCUUUUUUACAAAAGAAAUACUACCAAUUUUUUCAAAGAUAGACACUGGACCACCAGAGAGUUUGAGGAGCUAAGAUUAUGUAGGGAGUUUGAAGGCCAAAAAUUAACCAUGCUUGAAGCUGGUUGUGGGGUUGGAAAUUGUUUAUUCCCGCUUUUAGAAGAAGAUAUGAAUAUCUUUGCCUAUGCCUGUGAUUUUUCUCCAAGAGCAGUUGAAUUUGUUAAGCAAAAUCCUUUAUAUAACACUGAGAGAUGCCAGGUAUUCCAGUGUGAUCUCACUAAAGAUGACCUUCUGGAUCACGUACCACCAGAAUCUGUGGACGUUGUCAUGUUGAUAUUUGUGCUCUCAGCCAUUCACCCUGAUAAGAUGCACCUUGUUUUACAAAACAUUUACAAGGUAUUAAAACCAGGCAAAAGUGUCUUGUUCCGUGACUAUGGACUGUAUGAUCAUGCCAUGCUUAGGUUUAAAGCUGGAAGCAAACUUGGAGAAAACUUUUAUGUUAGACAAGAUGGAACCCGAUCAUAUUUUUUUACUGAUGAAUUCCUGGCUCAGCUCUUUGUGGACACAGGUUAUGAAGAAGUGGUGAACGAGUAUGUGUUUCGAGAGACGGUGAAUAAAAAGGAGGGCCUGCGUGUGCCGAGGGUUUUCCUUCAGAGCAAAUUUCGAAAGCCUCUGAAGAACUCAAAGCCUGCAACCCUGGGCCUGGGUCACCUGGCUGGGAAUUGUGCCUCCCCUUGAGGAGAGGAGAGCUUGAGAUUACUUUUUUAAGUUUGUAUAUUUUUAUACUUUAAUUUUUUAAAUUGGUAUAUAUAUAUAUAAUUCAUGCAUUUAAAAAAGGAGCAAGCGGGUGACUGCUACUAGAAAUGCAAAUAAAACUUCAAAGCCUGAAAGCAAACAAAGUUUCAUGGUAUAACAAAGUUUAGCUAUGUCAUCCAACUGUAAAAUUCCACAUAGGAAAGCGUUAAGAACCCUGUAGCACUCAAGAAAGAUCCUUGUCAUUACUCAUAUAACUCUGGAAGAGUGCUCCGGGCAGCAUGACAGACAGGCGUAUAGAAAAAUGAGGCCAAAUCGACUAAAAUAACACAUCCACAUGUAUUUUUAGACUGAAGGAUUGUUCUCUUUUUCCAGUGUCUUAUUUGCCCAUUUAAUCCAUUUAUGUAUCUCUACAAGGUCAGGAUUGCAACACAUACCAUUUUGCUAUGUCUGUACUCAAGAGCCACCCUGACAUUCUCCCUGAUUCUUGAUACCCUCUAAUUGGGCCAGUUCCUGACCACACUUUCCCCUAGGAGAGAGAGGCAAACGCCACCACCUGUCUCCACAUCCCGACUCCCAUCUGUCCAGUGCAGCUAAUCUCUAGUUCAAAGUUCGAAUUUUAGGGCUAUGAAGGGGCAUUAGAAUGGAUUGGCCUAAUUCCCUAUUUGCAAAUAAGAAGUGGCUGGGGGAACUCAGGCUAAAACCCAAUAGCUAGUGUGGUGGAAUAUGGGGAAAUGCCUGAAUUGGUCUGCUGCCCUGUCUCUCUGCCCCUGUCUUGCCAUAUAAUGAC
Messenger RNA from Urocitellus parryii (Arctic ground squirrel), 1867 nucleotides. It is a transcript of the gene Mettl6, whose product is annotated as methyltransferase 6, tRNA N3-cytidine. NCBI's taxonomy places the organism in Eukaryota, Metazoa, Chordata, Mammalia, Rodentia, Sciuridae. The record is from RefSeq and is a predicted model, not a curated record.